AUGAUUCACACUCUGAUUCUCACUGUGGUUUUACUUCACACUGGAGAUGGAACUUGGAUUAAUAAACUGAAUAUAGCAGUGAAAUCUGGAUCACUAGGCAUUAUUCCAUGUCUAUAUGAAGAAAAACACAAAGCAAACCACAAGUAUUGGUGUUGGGGGUCUGUUUGGAGCUCUUGCAAAACAUUAGCAUAUGUAAAUACAUUUACAGAUGGAAAUAAAUUUUCCAUCACUGAUUAUCCAGGCCAGAGUAUUUUUACAGUGAAUUGGAAGAAUCUGCAGCUGUCAGACUCUGGAUAUUACUGGUGUGCUGUGGAGAUCGGUGGCUCUGAGAUACUAGAUGCUGGUUAUUAUUUAUAUCUGACAGUACAAUCAGCUCCUGAUGUGUUUGUGAAGAGCAGCAGUGUAUCUGGACAUGAAGGUGAUGAUGUCAGAGUUCAGUGUUUCUACAGUUCAGAAUAUAAGGCUAAAAACAAACAAUGGUGCAGAUGUAAAGAUAAGAGCUGUUUAUACCCAAAGAAGAAAACUUUUACACCCCAGAGUUCAUCAGUGCAGAUCAGUGAUGAUGGUGAAAGCUCCUUCACAGUGCUGAUGACUGGACUGAGACUCUCUGAUUCUGGAUGGUAUUUUUGCUCUGUUGGAGAUCUGCAGGUUCCUGUUCAACUCACUGUCACUAAACCUGAACACAAAGCAGCCAUGACUACUGGUUCAAGACCCAAAGCACAUGUAGAAGAUCCCCAUCGCUCUCCAACACCAGAUUCAGAGACUAAUGCUGGAAAAGACAACAAGGAUGAACAAAACAAGUAUGAUGUGAUUUUGAUCAUUUGUGUUGUAGCAACACUUACGAUUUUACUGCUCGUUGCUCUUUUUGCCAUAGUAAUCUGCAGGAUGAGAAAGAAUACAGAAGGUGAUCAAAUUAGAGAAGAACGCUUUGACAGCAGCACUGUUAAUACCAUGCCCUCUGAAAACCAAAUGACAUCUAUCAGUCCUGCAGAAGCUGAUUCUUCUGCUGAUGAUGGUGCUGUGGUCUACAGUCUUGUCUCCUUUAAGACACGUUUAUCAUCAGUGGAUGCAGAAGCUGAUGUGCUCUACAGCGCUGUGAUGAAAGAUCGCAAAACUGUGAGUUCAUAA
Molecule: messenger RNA, 1128 nt
Organism: Danio aesculapii
Lineage: Eukaryota; Metazoa; Chordata; Actinopteri; Cypriniformes; Danionidae
Product: CMRF35-like molecule 9
Exons: 10
Coding region: 1-1128 (375 amino acids)
Source: RefSeq, a predicted model, not a curated record